AUGGCCUUCCUUCUCACUCUUGCCACUCUCGGAGGCUUCGCCCAGGGAGCCGUGCUGCCACGAGCGAGCAUCGACAGCGAUGCGGUGGUAGGGUUCCCCCAAAAUGUUCCCAGUGGUACUACCGGAGAGGUCUAUCUUGCCUAUCAGCCGUACCUCAAGGUGGUGAACGGUUGCGUUCCCUUCCCCGCAGUCGAUGCACAGGGCAACACCAACGCUGGCCUGGCCCCGACAGGAGCAUCCAACGGCGACUGUGCCAGCAGCACCGGUCAGAUCUAUGUGCGCGGGGCCACGUAUGGCGAUAACUACGCCCUCAUGUACUCGUGGUAUUUCCCCAAAGACGAGCCCUCGACCGGGCUGGGACAUCGUCAUGAUUGGGAGGGAGUCAUUGUCUGGCUCUCAUCGUCCACGUCCACCUCGGCUGACAACAUUGUCGCCGUGUGUCCGUCCGCCCAUGGUGGCUGGGACUGCUCGACAGAUGGAUACACCCUCAGCGGCACCAAACCUCUCGUCGAGUACUACAGCAUCUGGCCGGUAGAUCACCAAUGUGGCCUCACCUCGACUGUGGGAGGCUCACAGCCCUUGAUCGCCUGGGAGAGUCUGCCAACAGUAGCUCAGACGGCACUGGAGGACACCGACUUUGGUGACGCCAAUGUGCCUUUCAAGAAUGCCAACUUUGACUCCAACCUGGCCAAGGCGACUUUUUGAGGGAGUUAACACGUUGUUUAGGUCACAAUGGGAUAGGGGAUUCUGCCUUUGUUUUGCUGCGCGAUGUCGAAUUAUGUGCGGAGGGGAGCAUGAUGCUGCAGGUGCUCUGUUUGGUGUCCCACCUUUAGUAAGCGGAAAUUGUAAGCAUCCUUAAAUCCAUAUCAUUGUCUAAUCGGAUGUGACCUCGUG
Messenger RNA from Aspergillus novofumigatus IBT 16806, 894 nucleotides. RefSeq names its product NPP1 family protein. Lineage: Eukaryota; Fungi; Ascomycota; Eurotiomycetes; Eurotiales; Aspergillaceae. The coding region runs from base 1 to 705 and encodes 234 amino acids. The record is from RefSeq and is a predicted model, not a curated record. The transcript is spliced from 2 exons.